CAUUUUAUGCUUAAAUUUCAAAAACCUUAAACUUGCACAAAACAUCUAACCACAUAAGUUAUAGAACGCUUCGAUUUUUUUGGAAUCCUUCCCCAAUUUAGAAUUUUGAAGAGGCAGAAGUUCUCUACUCCCUUAGGCUAAAUUCUCACUAUAGUAAUUUGCUUUGCCUAUUUAUAUUACAUCGCCCAUGAAUUAUUAGAUUUGUCAAAUCGAGAUAACCCUCGGGUAGUAUUCUCAGAACUCCAACCAUCGAACACGUCUGUAUGACUCAAUAAUGUAUUUAGCCCUUGUAUUUCGGGAAUAAUAAUUUUACAUUUGUGUUGACAAUCGCAAAUCCACAAUUAAGUUCGUUGCAAACGUUAAACAAAUAUUUUACAUUGAGCGUACAAAAUUGUCUAAGAAAUCGUUAUUUAAAUGGAGAAGGAGUUUCCCAAAUUGAUUACAAGUAUGACACCUUCAGUAUUAUUCAGCUGCUCCAAUAUUCCAUUAGAGCCAUGUCAAAUGGAAAAGCACUUUUCAUCGCAAUAUUAGCAGGACUAUUUUUAAAAGUUUAAACUUCAAUAUAUGUAUUGUCCAUCUAUUGACUACUGGGAAUAACAUCCUUUGGUAUCAAUUGAUAGUGAGUUUGUAGUAACUUCAAGGAUAUAGUCAGGAAGAUCGAUUUUAAUUUUUGACAGUAACUUUAAGUAUAUGCAAAAAUACUACCAAUUAUUAAGGCUGUGCCCCUCUGGAUGAAAUCAACAGUUAGAUGCAAGCAGGCUUUUUUGUAAGUACUUCCAAAUCACACUUUUAGGUCAUGUAUUUAAGCGACACCUUAAUCCAAAUGCACUCUCCCUCUAAACCAUAUGAAGAUGUCAUCUCCAUUUAAUAUUCCCCCUUCUCCUUAACCAACUCAAAGUCCAUACAUUCCACCUUCAAAGUCACUGAAACAACUACCGAUUAUGGCAUUUUGUAGAAUGAUUAUGUUUUGGAUACUGCCAUUAUGCAAUCCACCAUCAAAGAAGACAACGUACCGUAUAAUCAGUAAUAUCUGGUCCAAAAUUCAAUCUUCUUAGAACAGAGAAGAAAUCAAUAUUAAAGGAGCUAUCUUAAACUCUACACUCUAUUGGGGUAGAUUGGAGGGUUGUGGUAAAUCACGAUCAUUUUUAUCAAUUGUCUAUUCUAUCCCAUCUUGUUCUCUUCAAUGAAUCUGGCAAUGGCCAAUAAAAUCUUUAGAUUUGAAAGCAAGGAAUCCCUUGAUCUAGAUAUAUUGUCAGUGGCCAAAUCGGUUCCAAUAGGAAAUCAAUUAAAUAAAAGUGAUGUCAAAGACUACCCUGGGGAUAUUCUGAAAUCAGAGAACAUUUAAAUUAGAAAGUCUUUUGCUGAAUUCUCAAAAACUUAACAGGAAAUCAAAAAAUUCUUAAGAAAAAAAAAAUCUUCGUUAAAUUUCACUUUAAUUGACAACAUCAAAUUCUUAUUGGGUUUCAAAAAGGACAAACAAAGACAAUUAAAAUAUGCUAUGAAUAAAAUAAUCAAUAAAUUAGAUAUUUGUUAAUUGAUCACAAAAUUCAAUGAAUUGGAUAAGUUGAAACAUAUCUUAUUAAACAAAGAUCAAUUGGCUCUAUUUAAUUAUAUACCCAAACCUAUGAUACCUUAUGACAUGUUUGAUGAUAAUUUCGAAAAAAAAAUAAAGGAAUUAGAACAAAAGUAAGAAUAUAAAUUCAUUUUGGAAAAUGAAAAGCCAGAUGUACUCAGAUUGGAUGAUGCUUAUGAGGCGUAUUCAAGAUUAAUUAAAAAGCAGGAACUCACCUAAACUGAUGAGGCCAUACUAUAAUUUAUGGAUGAUGACAUCAAACGAUUGUUUUCUAGAAUAUACUCCAAUUAAUUGGAAAUGCUAUGCUAAAAUCUUUAAUCGUCUCAAAUAUUCAUGAAAAAUAAUACUGAAAGAGUUGAUAUCCAAGAUGAACCCCAUAUCCAAUUGGUAUUUGGUAGUAUUACAAGCAGGUAGUAUUGA
Molecule: messenger RNA, 1993 nt
Organism: Paramecium octaurelia
Lineage: Eukaryota; Ciliophora; Oligohymenophorea; Peniculida; Parameciidae
Source: the annotation of a GenBank genome assembly